UCCACUCCUGCCAAGUGUUAGAAUAACAAUGCUCCUGCUCACGCACUGUGGCUUUAUCUUGUCUGAAGCUUUGGGAUGAACUGAACACGGGAUCAGACUGAGCUGCUGCACUAUUUUUUGACAGGUACGGUCAUCCAUACAGAUCCAUCAGCUAGGGGAGCACCAUCUUCAGGGGCUGUUGUGGGCCAGGCAUAAAGCAUCUCACUUAAUGUGGUGAUAUUGUUGCGAGUUAUUAGCCUGCUGUAAAUUACCAAGAAGUACAGGUCUUGAUUCAAAAAUGUAAACAUGAUACCUUCUCUCAGUUCAGCUGUCUGCAAUACUGACUGAUUAGCCAUGGAAACUCCAGAACUUCCGCUUGAGAUCAUUUCCCAUAUCCUAAGCUUUCUUCAUGCAUCCGACCGAAAAGAAGCCUCACUGGUCUGCAGGAUCUGGUAUGAAGCAAGCCAGGAUCACCAAUUCCAGAAACAUGCCAUUUUCAAGUUUCCUGCAUCUGAAUCUUCGCUGGGGUUUAUCCGCGGUCUUGCUCGACGGACCUGUUGUGGCCUUGUAAUCAGUCACCUGGAUGGUUCCAGCUUGUCCCGGCAGGUUCUGAUGGAGGUGGGGCUUUACCUUGGUCCACAGCUGGAGACUCUAGCUAUGCCCUGCAGCAGCAUUACUGAGACAUCCCUUUUGGACCUGUUACCACACCUGACCGGCCUGCGCAAACUGGAUCUCAAUGGGCUGGACAGCCUCUUCAUGUCAGGAGCCUUUCUGAGCUGUGAGGAACAUCGAAAACAGGUACACGCAUCGCUGAAGAACCUUGAAGAGCUCAACCUGUCUGACCUGCGAUAUCUUUCUGACCUCACCUUCAACCGGCUGAUAGGCUGCACUCCAAAGCUUUGCAGUCUGGCUCUAGCUGGCUGUCACAUCGCUUUCGAGUUUGACCCCUACCGUGGCUGCGCCGUGGGCCUAGGUUCCUCGGCCAUCCUGUCCCUGCGGAACCUUUACCGCUUCCUCCAGCAGCAAGCAUUCACCUUGCGCAGCCUAGACCUGAGCCGCACCUGCAUUACCCCGGAGUCGCUUCGUUCCAUGGCCCAGGUCCCUCACCUCCGACUGGAGGUACUUAGCCUGCGAGGCUGCAAAGAGCUCACAGACUACUCCAUUGAGCUGCUGUGCAGGCACCAGUCGGGGCUCCAGAGUCUAGACCUGAGUGCCUGCACUGAACUAACCAACCGGACUGUGCUGGCUGUGGCCAUUGGACUGAAGAGGCUCCGGACACUCUCGGUUGCUCAAGACUGGAGGAUGACUGAUAAAGGGCUGGAGAAUUUAAUGGCACUGUCCGGGUUGGAAAACCUGGACCUGUCUGAGUGCUUGCAUGUGGGUGGGGCAGACCUGGUGAAGGGACUGUCUUCUCCCCAACCCCGGGCCCAGCUCAAAUCCCUCAGUUUCAGAAACUGCACCUAUAUCCGGGAUGAAUCAGUGUUUUCUCUGGCUCAGCUGCUGGGCAGCAGUCUGCAGGAGCUGGACCUGACCUCCUGCAUCUACCUGACUGACCUGAGUGUCCUUGCCAUUGCCUCCUACCUGCCUAAUCUGCUGGUGCUGCGGCUGGGCUGGUGUAAGGAUAUCACAGACUGGGGGUUACUGGGGAUGGUGGAACCAUCCGUGCAAAGCAAGGAAAUGGAGGAUAAAGGUCCAAGCUUUACCAGGACAUUUGGAAACAUGGGCUUCUUCCAGCCACCCAGCAUGCCAUUCCAGGGGAAGCCAAGGCUGGUCACUGAUGAGGACCUUGGGGCCUUCAGGGAGCAGGAGGGUGCCUCACUGCUGGCCCUAAAGGGUCUACAGACGCUUGACCUGUCUGGUUGUACCAAACUGACAGAUGCCAGUAUAACACAAGUAGUGCGUUUCCCAACACUCCAACGCCUCUCUCUGUCCAUGCUGCCUGAGAUCAGUAAUGAAAGCCUGGUAUCUGUUGCCCAGCACUGCUGCUGCCUGACCAGCCUGGUAUUGAGCCACUGUUCUCAGCUGAGUGACGAGGGCAUGGCCUGUGCCCUGCCCUACCUGCCCAGGCUACAGCACCUAUACCUGGCCUGCUGCGACUCAAUCACAGACAGAUCCCUUACCCUCAUAAGCCGCUACUGUAAGAGGCUAAGGACACUGGACAUCUCCACGUGCAAAGACAUUACGGAAACAAAGGUAGACUUCCUCCAGUCUCAUCUGCCUUACCUGGAAAAAGUCCACUAUCGUUUUGAGGGUGGAUCAGAUCUUAUUCUUACACUUUGAUUGUUAGCAUUUUGGUGUGCUAAAACUAUACUAUACCUGUCUAAUAAAAAGUAGAUUGUAUUACUUUUAGUAUUACUUUAGCAAGCCUUCGAGCACUUCAAAGCACAUGCUGAACUAAAUAAUUUAUAUAUUUCAGUUCAUUCCACUGGGAAACAAUGAGUAUGCUGUAAUAAAGACACUUUUUAUGUACAGAAGGGAAUUGGAGUAUUUAAAGCAGGUUCUUACAUUUAUUUCAAUUCCAUAUAAACAUCUUGUCAUAUGUCACUUUUGCAAAUAAAGCAAACUUUGUUUUUAAAAAAUAUUACCAAAAACACAAUAACUAUAAUGGAAUAACAGACACAAAGUAAUACAAAAAAUAUGGUGUAUGAUAAGUGAUAUGUUGCUUUUUGUUUGUAUAAUAUGGCUAAUAAAAAUGUUGUGCAGUUUUA
This is a messenger RNA of Astyanax mexicanus (Mexican tetra), 2687 nucleotides long. RefSeq names its product leucine rich repeat containing 29 (gene fbxl9). The record is from RefSeq and is a predicted model, not a curated record. Gene Ontology annotation, cellular component: SCF ubiquitin ligase complex. NCBI's taxonomy places the organism in Eukaryota, Metazoa, Chordata, Actinopteri, Characiformes, Acestrorhamphidae. Bases 334 to 2259 code for a protein of 641 amino acids. Gene Ontology annotation, biological process: SCF-dependent proteasomal ubiquitin-dependent protein catabolic process. The transcript has 11 exons. Gene Ontology annotation, molecular function: protein binding.